UUCUACAGGAAUCCUUAUGAAGAAAAAUAUAGAUUAAUUCGGAUUGGAAAUCCAGCAUUUUCCACGAGGCUGUUGCCUGUAAGAGGAGCAGUUGAAUGUUUAUUUGAGAUGGGGUUUCAAGAGGGAGAAACUCACCUGGUUUUUCCUAAGGAAGCUUCGAUUGAACAGCUACGUAAAAUCAGAGACUUAAUUGCUGGAGAAAGGAGUAGCAGACUGAAUGAGUCAAAUCAAAUCCACAGGUCGGGAUCCACUGAAACUGUGGCUAGCACUCAGACAGUUGCACAUCAGCCUUCAAGACCUGCUGACUCUGUUCUUGCCGCUGCCCAUCAGCAACCAGAAACAUCACUUGUGCAAUCUCUUGAAAAGGCUGCAAAUAUAUUGAAAACACUUCAAACAAAAUUUGAGCAUCUUGUAUUGAUGUAUGAGAAUCCUUCUAUUCAGCAGAAAGCACUAGCUUCAAUUCCCCUCCAGCAAUUGAAAGGGAAGGCUCAGAAAAAGCUAGCACAAGCUACAAGACUCGACAAAGGUGCACAUGUGAAUGAAGAGGACUUCUUGUUGUUGGAGCUCUUGGACUGGUUUAAGAAUGACUUUUUUCAUUGGGUAAAUAAUCUUCCUUGCAGCAGGUGUGGUGGGCAGACAGAGCCUAAAAGUGACUACCUGUUGCCUACUGAUGAUGAUUUAAGGUGGAACGCCAGUCGAGUGGAAAAUCAUUACUGCCACCAGUGUCAGAUCUGUAAUAGAUUCCCAAGGUAUAAUAACCCUGAAAAACUUCUGGAAACCAGAUGUGGACGCUGUGGCGAGUGGGCUAACUGUUUUACACUGUGUUGCAGAGCUGUAGGGUUUGAAGCUAGAUAUAUCUGGGACUGUACAGAUCAUGUGUGGACUGAAGUAUAUUCUUCAUCUCAGAAAAGGUGGCUUCACUGUGAUCCCUGUGAAAAUGUCUGUGAUAAACCUCUUCUCUAUGAAACUGGCUGGGGAAAGAAGCUCUCCUACAUAAUGGCAUUCUCUAAAGAUGAGGUGGUUGAUGUCACCUGGAGAUACAGCUGUAAGCAUGAAGAAGUGCUCUCUAGAAGGACAGCACUCAGUGAAGCUACGCUACGUGAAACAAUUAAUGCACUAAAUAGAACGAGACAACAAUCUUUGUCAGAAAAUAGAAGAAGAGAGCUCUUGGAAAGAACAAUUGUGGAGCUUGUAGAAUUUAUUUCUCCUAAAACACCUAAACCUGGAGAAUAUGGUGGAAGAACAUCAGGUUCAAUGGCUUGGCGAGUAGCGAGAGGUGAAAUUGGUCCAGAGAAAAGAAAAGAAGUAAUUUUUAUUCCCUCUGAAAAAGAGAAGACAUCUAAACUCUUCCACCUCAUCUACAAUAUAGUAGAAGAUAGUUAUACGCGGAUUUCCAAUAAUAAUGAAAAAAUAACUGGCUGGGAAACAGGUGUUUGGAGAGCAGAGUCUAUUUGGAGAAAGGUUGAAACAGAUUGGAAAAUGGUUUAUUUAGCCCGAAAAGAAGGGUCACCCUCUGCUUCCAUCAGCUGGAAGUUUGAGUGCAAGUCAGUUGCUCUGAAAAUAGAUAACAUUUCAGUUAGGACAAGCAGUCAGACAUUUCAGAGUGGAAGAACAGAGUGGAGACUUUGGUCUCCAACAGCAGAAGUUGCUGUGAUAGGAGAUAAAAAUCUUCGCUCCUAUUCAGAUUUUUCUGGUGCAACGGAAGUUACUUUAGAAGCAAUUCUAGAUGGAGGGGAUGGUGAAGUUGCAUGGCAACACACACAGCUGUUCAGAGACAGCUUAACAAGAUGUGGGGAAAAUUGCCUGGAGAUAAUUAUAAAACUCAGUGACCUCUGA
Opisthocomus hoazin is the source of this 1836-nucleotide messenger RNA. The record is from RefSeq and is a predicted model, not a curated record. Lineage: Eukaryota; Metazoa; Chordata; Aves; Opisthocomiformes; Opisthocomidae.